AUGCCCCGCCCCGACGUCCGGUGGCCUCUCGCCGCUCACCCAGUUCCGCCCCGUCCGCCGAGUCUCCUGCCGGGUCCUAAACCUUCCACAGAUUCCCGCCACGCCCACUACGCGCCCGCCGCGAGUUUCGCGCACUGCAGGUCCCGCGGGGCCCGACUUGUGCCGGCCCGUUCACUGCGGAACAUAUUUUCACAGACGCGUUUCCGGAGGCGGGAAUUUGGAGACGGACGAUCCGCCCCACGUAGGCUUCCGAGGCGACUACAGUGCAUGGCGGUAGGCGGCCCCAGGACAUCCUGCUCGGGAGGCACCAGCGGCCCCAGACCCAGGGCAACCCACGUGCAGUUACUCCGCCUCCAGAACGCUCUUAAUGUUGCAGGAGUUUUGAAUUCCACCGUCAGUCUAAAGCAGCAACCUCUGGUUCUUGUCCCACCACCAAGAAGAUUAAGGAACGCGUACACCAAAAGGAUCAGUGAAAGUGUAUUAAGCAACAAAACUAUCUCCAGAGAAGAUAGGGAACGGAAAUGGUUAUCUGGUGAUGAAGGCAGUGCAACCUCGAAGAAGCAAAAGAAUAAAAAGAAAACUCGGACCAGAGCCUCGGUGGAAAAUGGAGGUGACAAGGCCUUGGAGAAGUCUACCCCAGAGGAAGUCCCCCUAAGUGCUGAGGCCCAGGCGAGGCAGCUGGCUCAGGAACUGGCCUGGUGCGUGGAGCAACUGGAGCUGGGCCUCAAGAUGCAGAAACCGACCCCGAAACAGAAAGAGCAGGCUCUUGGGGCCAUAAGAACCCUGCGCAGCAAAAGAACUCCCCUGCCCCGGAAGAGGCAGCUGAUGCAUUCCUUGUUUGGGGACUACAGGGCUCAGAUGGAAGCAGAGUGGCGUGAGGCCCUGCAAGCUCUAAGAGCUGCUGCCCUCUCAGCCCAGGUGCAUUCUGUAAAUGAAGCUACCAGAAAGAAGAACCGAAGGGUCUGCAGGCCUCGCCCUGCAGCGAGAUCCAAAGCCACUCUGGAUAUGCCUGAUGAAGAGUUUAGGUUCAAUUUCUUUUAGCCUCUCCUUGAUCCUGGAAUCAUCCAUCUUUCCUGGGUGGUGCAGGGGUUUGUCUGGAGUACAGAACCUUUCCAGGAAUUCUCUAUUGGCACAUUUGGGAUUGUUCUGUCCCUGGUUUGUCUGAGGCUCUAGGACUAUUGGGUAGGUGUGAGACUGUCAGACAGACACAAGACCUCUUUUAUUUUCUGAUGAAAUGUCUCUCCUGCCAGAAGAGAGAGAAAUCUAUUUAGGAAUCUACAAUAAAUUGAAGUGAGUGUUUCGUGUGUUGUAGAAAGAAUAUUGUUUUCAGACUAGGAUUAAAUUAAGUAGCUGUUGGUAACAAG
Messenger RNA from Carlito syrichta (Philippine tarsier), 1364 nucleotides. RefSeq lists its product as uncharacterized. The coding region runs from base 1 to 1041 and encodes 346 amino acids. Lineage: Eukaryota; Metazoa; Chordata; Mammalia; Primates; Tarsiidae. The transcript is spliced from 7 exons. The record is from RefSeq and is a predicted model, not a curated record.